Molecule: messenger RNA, 1187 nt
Organism: Paraphaeosphaeria sporulosa
Lineage: Eukaryota; Fungi; Ascomycota; Dothideomycetes; Pleosporales; Didymosphaeriaceae
Exons: 1
Coding region: 186-896 (236 amino acids)
Source: RefSeq, a predicted model, not a curated record
ACUGCCAGUUCCGGUACGCUAUCUCGCGCAGUUGUCGAGUCUCCACUUAGAGUACCUUGCUAGAUCUCUGUAUGACCAUCAGUACGAGGAAGGCAAGAACACUCUCAAGGAUGAUGCUUCUGGUGACAACUACGCAGAGCGACUGAAGCGAACCUACACGACCCUUGGCCGGAUCAGUCUGGUUUAUGGAAACCCGUCUUAAUGAACGCGCGGAUGAUGGCCUAACUCCCCAGAACAUGUCUGAUGCGAUUGAGGAUAUGCUCACCGCUUUCGAGAACGACCUGGAGCGCAUCGAGCGGAGCGGAGUACGUGGAAGGGCCAGAUCGGCCGCGUCUCCUCAUUCCAUCCCACCUCUAAUCUUCGCUCGUACAAGGCGCCGGUCGCAAUCUCCUGCUUUCAUCAUUCAGUCCGGCAGUAUAGGUCACCCUAUUCCACCUCCACCUCCUUCGCGUCCCAUAAGCCGUUCGCACUCCCCAGGUUUUCAUUGUCAAUCCGGCAACACGGGUGCCCCUCUUGAUCCCAGAACGCGUGGCAAAGGCUUUCGCGCUUUUUUUCAGGGAGAUCGAGCUUGCCACUCCGCUGAAGACAACAAUUCCGCACGCGCGCAAGCAUCAUCUAGUCCCCAGAGUUUACCGUCAACGCCAGGCCUUCUCACCAUGACUAUCUCUCCCGAGGAUAUGAGCACCCUCUACCACGUUAUUCAAUCUGGGCAACUGACUGAAGCAGCGCUUCGUGCUAUCCAGAGUAUCGUUGCAAACAACCCAUCUCCUCUGAAGAUAGGGACUUGCCUUAAUGAGGAUGGGCAAUUGACAGAGGCGGCGAUUCAUGCCAUCGAAAAUACUGAUGGAGAAAAACCAUCUCGUCCUGUGUCUCCGAAGUCUAGGGUCGCCCCUUAGAUGACUCGUCCUCUCCUCUUGGGACUGGUCCCGGGUACGACACAACAUGGGACAUAUGCCGCUGAAUUGAACGAAAACGUUGUCGGAUUGGCACCUGCCAACAAAGGUAAAAAUCUGGGAUGGCCCGACAAGACGCCCGCAUGGGGACCCAAUCCCCUUUUUGAUUAGGCGCAGAUAGCGUCAAUAGUUGCUGUGGUAGUUCUACUUUUUUGGCAUUGCGACCAGUCCAUGGUUUCCUGGUUCUACAUCGAUAGUGUGUAUUCAGUGGUACCUAUUCCAGAUAGAACGUUU